Molecule: messenger RNA, 2137 nt
Organism: Oryza sativa Japonica Group (Japanese rice)
Lineage: Eukaryota; Viridiplantae; Streptophyta; Magnoliopsida; Poales; Poaceae
Source: RefSeq, a predicted model, not a curated record
CCCCACUGUCACAACUCGCAAGUCGCAACGCGCGCCUCGUCACGCGAUAACCGCAGCGGCGGGUCGCGGUCGCCCCUCGGUCGUCUCCGCGGAGCGCGUCUACUACUCGUGCGCUUCUGCUUCCUGUUCAAACCCAACGCUCCACCACAUCGCCUGCGUUCCCCACCCCGACUGACCCAGCCUCCAGUAGCCAUGGGCAACCGCACGUCGCGCCACCACCGCGCCGCUCCCGAGCAGCCGCCGCCCCAGCCCAAGCCGAAGCCUCAGCCGCAGCAGCAGCAGCAGCAGUGGCCGAGGCCGCAGCAGCCGACCCCGCCGCCGGCGGCGGCGCCGGACGCGGCGAUGGGGAGGGUGCUGGGGCGGCCGAUGGAGGACGUCCGCGCGACCUACACCUUCGGGCGCGAGCUCGGGCGGGGCCAGUUCGGGGUCACCUACCUCGUCACCCACAAGGCCACGGGGAAGCGCUUCGCCUGCAAGUCCAUCGCCACGCGGAAGCUCGCCCACCGCGACGACAUCGAGGACGUGCGCCGGGAGGUGCAGAUCAUGCACCACCUCACGGGCCACCGCAACAUCGUCGAGCUCCGGGGCGCCUACGAGGACCGCCACUCGGUCAACCUCAUCAUGGAGCUCUGCGAGGGCGGGGAGCUCUUCGACCGCAUCAUCGCCAGGGGGCACUACUCCGAGCGCGCCGCCGCCGCGCUCUGCCGCGAGAUCGUCGCCGUCGUGCACAGCUGCCACUCCAUGGGGGUCUUCCACCGGGAUCUCAAGCCGGAGAACUUUUUGUUCCUCAGUAAAAGCGAGGACUCGCCGCUCAAGGCCACUGACUUCGGUCUUUCCGUUUUCUUCAAGCCUGGGGAGCAUUUUAAGGACCUUGUUGGAAGUGCGUAUUAUGUUGCACCUGAGGUGCUGAAACGAAACUAUGGAGCAGAGGCUGACAUAUGGAGUGCUGGCGUUAUUCUUUACAUCCUUCUUUCUGGUGUUCCACCUUUUUGGGCAGAGAGUGAAGAUGGUAUAUUUGAUGCCGUAUUACGUGGUCACAUUGAUUUCUCGUCUGAACCUUGGCCUUCGAUAUCCAAUGGUGCAAAAGAUUUGGUUAAGAAGAUGUUGCGGCAAGACCCAAAAGAGCGCCUUACUUCUGCUGAAAUUUUGAACCACCCAUGGAUUAGAGAGGAUGGAGAAGCCCCAGACAAGCCACUUGACAUUACAGUUAUCAGCAGGAUGAAGCAGUUCAGGGCAAUGAACAAGCUUAAGAAAGUUGCAUUGAAGGUUGUUGCAGAGAACUUGUCAGAUGAAGAGAUUACAGGCUUAAAAGAAAUGUUCAGAUCCUUGGAUACUGAUAACAGUGGGACAAUAACUCUUGAGGAGCUAAGAUCUGGUUUACCAAAACUUGGCACCAAAAUUUCUGAAUCAGAAAUUAGACAGCUGAUGGAGGCGGCUGAUGUUGAUGGAAAUGGAACCAUUGACUAUGCUGAGUUCAUAUCAGCGACAAUGCACAUGAACAGAUUGGAGAAGGAAGACCACAUACUUAAAGCAUUUGAGUAUUUUGAUAAGGACCACAGCGGAUACAUAACAGUAGAUGAGUUGGAAGAAGCUCUGAAGAAGUAUGAUAUGGGGGACGAUAAAACGAUUAAGGAAAUCAUCGCUGAAGUAGAUACUGAUCAUGAUGGAAGAAUUAACUACCAGGAGUUUGUCGCCAUGAUGAGGAACAACAACCCUGAGAUUGCUCCCAACCGGCGGCGCAUGUUCUAACUUCCUUUACAAUUGUUGAAAGAAUACUGUUUGGACAUCUUUCCUCAUUAUAUUCCAAGAACACCCCUUAAGAGGCUUGAUCAUCUGAGAUCCAUACACCUGUUGCCAGGGCUUGGACCCAUUUGUACUCAAAUGGAGUUGCGCGAUAUAUCAUUUGUAGAUGCCUGGACCAUCAUGGAUUUCUGAGUGCUGCUUUGUUAUUCGUUGCCUCAUCAUUCAAUUUGGAGUGUAACCUCAACGGGAUGAUCAGUUCAACUGCUCUUCCGAGCGUGUUGCGACUUGUGACUAUAUGCCACUUGAUCGUUUGUAUUAGAUCAGGUGUUGUAAAACAGAUUUUAGUGAUAAGAUCAGGCAAGGUUAUAUUAUUCUGGAGAAACAGUUUAAUCUU